Molecule: messenger RNA, 2056 nt
Organism: Botrytis porri
Lineage: Eukaryota; Fungi; Ascomycota; Leotiomycetes; Helotiales; Sclerotiniaceae
Exons: 10
Coding region: 314-1804 (496 amino acids)
Biological process (GO): carbohydrate catabolic process
Molecular function (GO): calcium ion binding; alpha-amylase activity
Source: RefSeq, a predicted model, not a curated record
UUUACGAGCAUGAUCGACUACGUGCAUUGCAUGCGUAUGUAUGUGUGUGAGUAUAAGAUGACAGGAAUUUCUACGAAUGACGUGGUACGAGAUGUGCUCAUGUUGACUUGCAACUCUAUUUCUAUAUAGGGAUUGGAGGUUUCAUUUUUCUGUCUUGUAAUCAUCAAUAUCCACAUCGAUAUUUGUUUUCUUCUUUCGUUCGUUUUCGUACUACUUUGGAACCGAGAGAGAGGUUUUUAUAUCAAGCUCGCUCAUCCCAUCUCUUCAUCACUACACUUCCAUUCACUACAUUACACUACCCUCUUAUCUCAAAAUGAAACUCCUCUCCCUCUUCCUCCUCUCCCUCAAUCUCUCUCCCAUCACCGCCCUCUCCGCCGCAGACUGGCGCGCGCAAUCUAUCUACCAAGUCGUCACGGAUCGCUUUGCACGUACGGAUGGCUCGACAACCGCAGCGUGUAAUGUGAAUAAGUAUUGUGGGGGUAGUUGGAAGGGGAUUGUGGAGAAGCUGGAUUAUAUUCAGGGGAUGGGGUUUACGGCUAUUUGGAUUUCCCCAAUUGUGCAAAAUAUUAAGGGAGAUAGUGUGGACGGUUCAGGUUACCAUGGUUACUGGGCUCAAAAUAUUUACCAAGUAAACCCCAAUUUUGGUACUUCGGCAGAUCUGAAAGCAUUGUCUGCUGCUUUACAUGCUAGAGGUAUGUAUUUAAUGGUUGAUGUUGUGACAAAUCACAUGGGGUAUAUGGGUAGUGGAUCGAGUGUGAAUUAUAGUAUUUACACGCCUUUUAAUUCUAAAUCAUACUACCAUUCCCCCUGUCCCAUAGACUAUAACAACCUCACUUCAAUCAAAGUCUGCUGGGAAGGUGACAACAUCGUCUCACUCCCAGAUUUACGCACCGAAGAUGCAAAUGUACAGGCAGAGUGGAACUCGUGGAUUGGAGAGUUGGUCGCAAAUUAUUCGAUUGAUGGGUUGAGACUUGAUAGUGCGCAGCAGACAGGAGUGGGGUUUAUUCCGAGCUUUCAAAGUGCUGCGGGUGUAUAUGUUGUUGGAGAAAUCUAUAAUGGUGAUCCGACAUAUGUAUGUCCGUAUCAGAAUUAUAUGAAUGGAGUCCUUAAUUAUCCUGCCUACUACUGGAUAACCCAAGCCUUCCAAUCCACCACCGGCAACAUCACCACCCUAGCAAACGGAAUCAACACCAUGAAAUCCACCUGUUCCGAUACUACCCUCCUAGGUUCCUUUAUCGAAAAUCACGACGUAGCUCGUUUUGCCUCUUUGACCUCCGAUGCGGCGCUUGCGAAAAAUGCGAUUGCUUUUACGAUUUUGGCGGAUGGGAUUCCGAUUAUAUAUCAAGGCCAAGAACAACAUUUAUCCGGAAACGGCGUGCCCAAUAAUCGUGAAGCCCUUUGGCUAAACUCAAAUUCGUAUUCUGAAACAGGGGUAUACUAUAAGCUCAUCGCCUCGGUAAACCAAAUCCGAAAGCAGGCAAUCGAUGUAGAUCCAACUUAUCUCACACAUCAAGCCUAUCCGGUUUACAGCGAUUCGCAUAUGAUUGUGAUGAGAAAGGGAUUUAUGGGAAAACAAAUUAUUGCGGUGUUCAGUAAUUUGGGGGCGACGGGUAGUGCAUCAAACCUCACCCUCACAACAUCCCAAACCGGAUUCACCGCAAAAUCACAAGUAACAGAAAUCUUAACUUGUGUAUCGUAUACGACGGAUAGAAGUGGAAACUUGCCAGUGAAGAUCGUGGGAGGUGCGCCGAAGAUUUUUUACCCAAGAGCACCGUUGGUUGGGAGCGGGGUGUGUGACAUGUAAAUCGUUGGGAUUGAGGAGAGACAGAAGGGAAUGACCUUAGGUAGGUACAUGCCAACCACGGGUCAUUGUCAGUAUGGUCGGUCAUAGAAACAUGUACUGGUUCUGGUUGCUUUGUAGGGAGAGGUGGUUAAGGGAGAAGAGUAGCGAGGUUUGAAAGGAAAAGGGAUGUGGGUAUACUUAUUUUUAUUUUCUUCUUUUGGGUGGGAGGGCGAUGGGGAAAAGGGGGUUUCUGGAUGUAUAUAUACAUCUUGG